AUGUCGACGCAAAGAGGCCGCAAUCCUCCUCCACCAUCGUCGUCGUCGCAUCGGAGAAGACCUUCUGCCAACAUUCCGCAAUCCGACGACGACGAGGGCUUACUAGGCUCGCGACAACUUGAAGCCUUUGGCCGCACCGUCCAUGCCACGGCGAGCCACUUUAUCGGUCCUCUCGGGGGUGAUGGCCACCACUACCAAACUGCCCUAGGCGAGAUCCACCGCGAACUACGGCGACCUUUGAUACAGCGCUCUGUCUUUGAGCUUGCCAAAGCUUCUCCCAAGGAACUUGUUCGAUCUACCUUUUCCACCUCCGAAAUACAGCACCGCGCUCUGGUCCACCUCCCCGAUGAUCUCCUCCGCCACAUCCCCGAACGCAGCAGCACAUACUCCCUGUUCCAAGGCUUCCAAGCCUCCAAACCCGAAGAUAAGAAGAAAGCCCCUCGUAGUAACGACAAGGGCCAGAAGCUACUUGGUCACGACAGCGACGAUGAAGCAGAGCCCACCCCCGCGAGCGCCUUGAAAAAGCUCAAGUCUAAGCGGGCAAAUAUGGAUCACCGUCUGGAAAUGAUGGGUAUCCGCAAGAACAUGUGCAUCUCCGAGAUCAAAGAGAUUGACACAAAGAUUGCGAAUUUGAACACAAUGAGAAAGAUUGUCCUUCAACGACUAGCUGGGCACGAGCAGGAGGAGGUCGACCUUGAACAUGAGAUACAGGAAAUGACCGAGAAGCUCCAAGAUAUGCAAGAAGCCAUGGAAGACGCCGCUGCUCUGGCCACAAAGUCACCGCCCUUGGAGCCAACAACAGAGACACCUGCUGCCGACCUGGCCGAGUCCACAGAAACCUUCAUGUCUGAAUCUGUCUAUGAGAAGCUGCCCGCGCCGUCACCGGUCAAGACGGAUAAAGAGAAGGAAAAGGAAAAGGAGAGAAAGAAGCGUCGCGUCAACAGGCGCAAGUCUAUGCCCGUUCUCCACGAACACAUGGAGAAGGGCUCACGCAUUCGUGAAUUCCCCGCCCAUAAUGACAUGAUUACCGCUCUGGACUUUGACGCUCCCUUUGGUACCCUGGUUUCUGCUGCUCUCGAUGACACCGUUCGUGUAUGGGAUCUGAACGCUGGAAGAUGUAUUGGUCUUCUUGAAGGCCACCUUUCUUCUGUCCGCUGCCUUCAAGUAUCGGAAAACUUUGUCGCUACCGGCUCUAUGGAUGCUAGCAUCCGCUUUUGGGAUCUGAAUCAAGCCGAGUACACCCCACCGCCGCCCUCACGGAGCAACAGAUUCGGUCGGGAUACUGAAGAAGAGGAAGCCGACGACGCCGACAUGUUCUCCGACCCCGAAUUGGACCCUCUCCCUAUCGCCCCUACAUCUUCUAUGCAAGAUUGCUUAGUUGUCGAACUCUCUGCUCACGUUGCUGAGGUCACUGCUCUUCACUUCCACAAGAACACCCUUGUUUCUGGUUCGGCUGACAAAACGCUCCGUCAAUGGGAUCUGGAAAAUGGUCGCUGCGUACAGACACUUGAUGUCAUGUGGGCAGCCGCGCAGGCCAGUGUUUCCAACAACACAUUCGGUGCUCCUUCGCCGGCUGCUACAGACCCCACUGCUGCAGAGGGCUGGUGGCGACCUGCUUCUGGACGUCUACCUCCUGCAGAAGCGGACUUCGUUGGCGCUAUCCAAGUAUUCGAGACAGCGCUCGCCUGCGGUACUGCUGAUGGUAUGGUUAGACUUUGGGAUUUGAGAAGUGGAAGUGUUCACCGCAGUUUGGUUGGUCACACAGGACCCAUCACAUCUCUAGCUUUCUCUGGCAUUCAUAUGGUGACUGGCAGUGCCGAUCGCAGUGUUCGCAUCUGGGAUCUUCGUACCGGCGGUAUCAUUGAUGCAUUCGCAUACGACUCACCGAUCGUCGACUCAUCAGUCGAUGCCAGACAUAUCGUGUCGGCCAUUGGCGAGUCUGUGGUCAAGGUAUAUGACAAGACGGAUGGCAACCAAUGGGACUGCGGACCUGGCGCCUCAGCAGAAGAAGAUCAAGGACCGCUCUCGGCCAUCGAACGUGUCCGCAUCAAGGAUGGAUAUCUGGUUGAAGGCAGAAAAGACGGUGUCGUCGGAGUGUGGUCAUGUUGA
Messenger RNA from Aureobasidium pullulans EXF-150, 2109 nucleotides. Its product is annotated as WD40 repeat-like protein. NCBI's taxonomy places the organism in Eukaryota, Fungi, Ascomycota, Dothideomycetes, Dothideales, Saccotheciaceae. The record is from RefSeq and is a predicted model, not a curated record. Gene Ontology annotation, molecular function: protein binding. Gene Ontology annotation, cellular component: preribosome, large subunit precursor. The transcript has 3 exons. Bases 1 to 2109 code for a protein of 702 amino acids.